Messenger RNA from Gongylonema pulchrum, 396 nucleotides. The record is from the annotation of a GenBank genome assembly. Lineage: Eukaryota; Metazoa; Nematoda; Chromadorea; Rhabditida; Gongylonematidae.
UACACCGUGUUACUGCUGCUCAGUUUGCUAAUGGUGCUGGCACUCUGUGUUGGCUCAUAUGCGUACAUGGAGCAGCUGGAUGAUUUGCUUGGUCCAUCCUUACUUACAGCUAUCAUUCGUGAUCAUUCACAGCGUGAAGACGUCUCUCUGGCGCUACAACAUUUGCAUCACCAGGGUCAUUGCUGUGGUGCACAGUCGUUCGAAGAUUGGCGUGAUUCAGUGUGGUGGCAGAAUGUGAACAGUGUCGCGGAACUCAAGCAGCGCUCAUUUGAUUUAGCAGUGCCCGAUUUUUGUUGUCGCACCGAAAGCUUAAACUGUGGCCAUCGAGAUCAUCCUUCCAAUAUUUAUUACAACGUAAUUAAACCACAAUUCUUUGUGUAUUUAUCAGCCACCUAA